This is a messenger RNA of Salarias fasciatus (jewelled blenny), 1510 nucleotides long. It is a transcript of the gene sst3b, whose product is annotated as somatostatin receptor 3. NCBI's taxonomy places the organism in Eukaryota, Metazoa, Chordata, Actinopteri, Blenniiformes, Blenniidae. Gene Ontology annotation, molecular function: neuropeptide binding; somatostatin receptor activity. Gene Ontology annotation, biological process: neuropeptide signaling pathway. The transcript is spliced from 2 exons. Gene Ontology annotation, cellular component: plasma membrane; neuron projection. The record is from RefSeq and is a predicted model, not a curated record. The coding region runs from base 54 to 1502 and encodes 482 amino acids.
GUCUCUGAUGGGAUCCCACCAACCUCUCUGGAUUAUCAUCCCUUGAUGCCUCCAUGGAGCUCAUCCAGGCAACCCAGGUCUCUUUGCUACCUCAGGAAUCGUCUCCGGCUGCGUGGAGAAACGUCUCUGCACCGCCCUACUCCCACUUCCUGCUCCUCUCCACUCCCUCCGAGCCGCCUUUCAGUUUCAACUCAGCCUUCCCUCCGAACGCUUCCUGUCAGAACUGCAGUCAGAGCGGCCCCGACUCCCUCCCCGGCCUGGCCGGGAUCUUCAUCCCUCUCAUUUAUGGAAUCGUGUGCGUCGUUGGACUAGUGGGAAACAGUCUGGUCAUCCACGUCGUGGUCAACUACACCAAGAAUGAGUCCGUCACCAACAUCUACAUCCUCAACCUGGCCAUCGCGGACGAGCUCUUCAUGCUGGGCCUGCCCUUCCUGGCGGUGCAGAACGCGCUGCUGUCCUGGCCCUUCGGAUCCCUGAUGUGCCGGGUGGUCAUGACGGUCGACGCCAUCAACCAGUUCACCAGCAUCUUCUGCCUGACGGUGAUGUCGGUGGACCGGUACCUGGCUGUGGUGCACCCCAUCCGGUCCUCCUGGUGGCGCCGCCCCCGCGUGGCCAAGGCCAUCAGCGCCACGGUCUGGGCGGGGUCCUUUGUGGUGGUGCUGCCCGUGGUGGUGUUUGCGGACGUGCUGAAGGACGACGGCAACUGCAGCAUCGUGUGGCCCGAGCCGGCGGAAGUGUGGAAGACUUCGUUCAUCGUGUACACCUGCACCGUGGGCUUCUUCUGCCCGCUGACCGUCAUCUGCCUGUGCUACCUCCUGAUCGUCAUCAAGGUGCGAAGUGUUGGAAAACGCGCUCAGGCCACGUCCUCCAGACGCAGGAAGUCCGAGCGUAAAAUCACGCGGAUGGUUGUGGUGGUGGUGGCGGUGUUCGUCCUCUGCUGGCUCCCCUUCUACGCCCUCAACAUCCUCAACCUGCUGGUGGUCCUGCCCGGAGACUUCCGGGGGCUCUACUUUUUCGUCGUGGUGCUUUCAUACGCAAACAGCUGCGCCAACCCCAUCCUGUACGGGUUUCUGUCCGACAACUUCAAGAGGGGCUUCAGGAAGGCCCUGUGCCGAACGUCACGCCGGGUGAAGAGCAACGAGCGGACGGGCACCGAGGUGCAGCGCCCCACAGAGGAGUGGGGGGGCAUUGCGCUUCAGGUGCAAAAGAGCAAGGGGGUCACUGGCGUGAGGGCGAACGACGGCGGUGGAAACAACGAAGAGGUGGGAACAAAUGGACUGGAGGGAGCUGUGCAGAUGAAAGAAAUAUGUAGAACCUCACAAAAUGGAAAUCAGAAUAGAAUAAAAGACAUUUCAAGGACGGAGGCGGCACAGAGAAGCAACCCUGAGCUGAGUGCAGGCGGCGAUUCUGUCACAGCUGCCUCAUCAAAAAAUAAAAACGGCACGUCACACUCCGAAGAACACCCAGACAAACAGGCUGUGCUUGAUAUCAGCUACCUGUAGCGGAGGGU